GCUACAAUCUUUCCCAGAAAAGAUGUGCUGAUAUUGGAGAAAAGAUCGCGGCAACAAUGGAAUACCAGAUAUUGAAAAUAUCUCCCUGUCUGCUGGUUCUUCUGGUUUUUAUACCCACUGUUCUGGGUAUCUGUCCUUCUAACUGUACAUGCUCAGGAAACGACAGGAAUGUGGACUGUUCAGGUAGAAACUUAACUAUACUGCCACAUGGACUUCAAGACAACAUUACAUAUUUAAAUCUGUCCUUUAACCAGUUCCUAGAUCUCGACCAUCAGCUAACAAGAUUCACCAAUUUGAGGACCCUUGAUAUUUCAAACAAUUGGCUCAAGAAUGUUCCUGCACAUCUGCCCAAGUCCUUAUGGGAAUUAUAUGCCAUAAACAACAACAUUAAAGUUCUUCAGAAACUUGACACAGCUUACCAGUGGAAUCUUAGAGUGCUCGAUGUUUCCAGGAAUAUGGUGGAAAGAGCUGUUCUGAUCAACAACACCCUGAGCAGUCUCAAGUUUCUCAAUCUCAGUAGCAACAAACUUUGGACAGUUCCAACCAACAUCCCCUACAACAUAGAGAUGGUGGAUCUAUCCAACAACUUCUUGUCCCAGAUACUCCCGGGAACGCUGCUGAGGCUACAGCACCUCACAAGCCUCUACCUGCACAACAACAAGUUCACGUACAUUCCUGACAAGGCUUUUGACCAGCUCUUGCAGCUCCAAGUAGUAACACUGUACAACAACCCAUGGGCCUGCAGUGAUGAACAGAAUAUCCCAUAUUUGCUGAAGUGGGUGCAGGGAACAGCUGCCAGCGUGGUAGGGGCUCCCUGUGCCAACCAUUCCGUGCUCUGGGUCCAUGGCACCCCGACUCCCCUUGGCACAGACUCCAGCCUCAUGAUUAAAGGAAUGAAGGCAGCAGACCAAGCUACUUCCCCAGUGGCAACUGAGCCAAGCAAAAUGACCAAAAUGCAUAAACAGUUUAAAGCCAAGGAGGUGACUAGCUUGGCAACCUUCAGCCAGACCGUACUGUUCACGAGCACAGAGCGACCACUGCUCCUCUACCCAGAAGACCUGACAACUGGGAAGGUUGGCUCUCAAGAAGCAGCUGCCACACACACUAUUUACAUCAAAGAUUCAACCGAGGUGAACUCAAGCCUGGCUCGUUCAACAGGAUCAUCCACUACUCCUAUGACUUUAAGUAUCACCAGUGGAAUGCCAACAAACUACUCCAAAAUGCCUCAGAGCACAACUGCUACCUUAAGGAAAGAGGAAUCCACAACAAACGUUUUGAAUACUCAUCAGCCCUCCAGAGCAAGUAUCUGUGAGAUCUAUCUGGUUUAUGUCCUUAUGCUUAACGCUGUGGCAAUGUUUAUUGGCUAAGGGCUUGUGUCUUGUGAAAUUUACUGAGUUUAUUCCUGUGAUACAGCGCUGGAGCUAAGACAUCCAGGUCAAAUAAUGAAUCAAAAUACCAGAAACUCAAAGUUCUGACUCUGAUCUAAAGAAAGUAACAGUUCUUAAUUAAAGAAGUGCAGACUAAUGUCUUGAUACUAAGCUGCUACUUAUUUUAAUAUGUCUUAAUCGAGUAAAACUAACCUAUGAUUUUGUUUUUAAAAACGUGCUUAUUUUGUAUUUAAAUUUUUAAUUUUACUUGCACAGAAUAAAACAUAAUUUUAAGUACUGGUUUUAUGUAUUAUUUUGUCAUUAAACAACUGGAAAAAAAAAAUAGAAGGCCUGUAUCAUAUCUGCAUUGUCUUGCUUGACUUGCCAGUGAGCAAUUCUUGUAAUAUAGCAGCACAGAUUCUUUGUAAGUUAUGAUGACAUGCAAAAGGGAGGGAAAAAUAAAGGAACUAAACCUACCUGUUCCACUAAUCAGAAGUUAUUCCUGAGAAAAAUCGCUAGCAUGUAUAUCUAUGUUUGCUUCAUAUGUAUUAGGAUACUUGCAAUAUGAAGAACAACAGUUUUGAAUUUAGGAAUUAAGUAUGAUAACGCCGUGAUGCCUCCUAAGAGGGUGUAAACUGAGCUGGCAACACGGUCCAACUUCAGCAUGGGAAAAGUGGCUGAUAGCUCUUUUUGCUCUGUCUUGACUUAAGAGACUGCAGGCAAGUUCUCAUUCUCCAUAUUUAAAAAAAAAAAAAAGAAGAUAAAAGUAGAGGAAAACACAAGAUGUUGUUCAAUGCCAUGACAUGCUCCAACAACAAGAAGGGAUCUACACAAACUGAUGAAAUGCAACUCGAAUUUAUUUCAAGUGACAUCCAAAAAUGUAAAAGGUUAACAUGUUGUGAUUAAGAGAACAAACCAAACUAACACUUUUUGGUCAGUAAAUUAUCAGCCAAUUUCUAAUCCCAGUUAUUGAAUAUAUCAAUUAAGCAAUUAGUUGUCAAGCUGUCAUUGGAAGAAUCCUUGAAUCUUUUUACUUAAAAGAAAAAUUAACUCAAUCCAUGGCAUUGAACGUGCCCAACUCCUUGCUUCAUAAGGAUGAGCAUGAUUGCUAUUCUCCUUGACAUCUGCACCAUCAGCAAGUAGAAAUAGUUGCACGUGUGGUUCUGUCCACCCUAGGAAAAUAAUCUAAAUUACGUGGCAAAGGUACUUGAUAUACUCCCAAUGAAGUUCUGCAAACAGCAUGAAAUGAAAACUGAAGAACAAGAUCACUGAAGAAGUAUUAUUCACUUAAUAUUACAAAUCUUUAUACAAUGUUUUCCAUUCAUUUCAGGCCAUUUAAUUUCCAGUUAUUGUAGCAUGAAGGUGCUGCAAAACCCAGAAAACCUCACAACUGAGACUGGAGUCCUCUACCUAUUUCUCCUAGGUGUCAAGGAGGGCUGUAGACCAUUUACAACCACUGAUACCAGAGAAAUCACAACUUUCCAAUUGUGAACAGUAUUUCUAUAAUCAGAAACGUGUUUUACUUUCUAACAGUAAAUGUUACACAAUGAAAUUUGUACAGUUAUUUCAUUGGCAUUUAAGUAAGAAUAAAGUUCUGUUUGUAUUGAA
This is a messenger RNA of Apus apus (common swift), 2975 nucleotides long. RefSeq names its product oligodendrocyte myelin glycoprotein (gene OMG). The transcript is spliced from 2 exons. Gene Ontology annotation, molecular function: protein binding. The record is from RefSeq and is a predicted model, not a curated record. Bases 57 to 1367 code for a protein of 436 amino acids. Gene Ontology annotation, biological process: neuron projection regeneration. NCBI's taxonomy places the organism in Eukaryota, Metazoa, Chordata, Aves, Apodiformes, Apodidae.